GGAGCGCGGAUGGUGAGAGGGGCUGCUCGGCAGCGCCUGCCCCGCACUGGCCCGGUCUCCAGAACCACAGGCCUGGCGGAGAAGCCACCUCGCAGACGAAGAAGCAGGUUUUGUGUGUCAUGCCCUGGCUCUGCCUGAGCACAUGUGCUCUGUAACUCUAAUCACUUGUGCAAGUCAAGCUGCGCGCAACCAAACAUACUUCUGGCUUGGAGACUAAAGUUAACUCCCAAGAAUGAAGAGGUUGGCCAUCUCUCUGCCUUAGGUGCAAUAAGGGACUGAGUUUGCCCUGAAAGAAACCAUGUCGACAGGCGGGGUGGAGGAUGACAUCCCUCAGGGAGAGAGGAAAACUGUCACAGACUUCUGUUACCUGCUGGAUAAAUCCAAACAGCUUUUCAACGGCUUAAGAGACUUGCCUCAGUAUGGGCAGAAGCAGUGGCAAUCUUAUUUUGGGCGCACCUUUGAUGUUUACACCAAACUCUGGAAGUUCCAGCAGCAGCACCGGCAAGUUCUGGACAAUCGGUAUGGCUUGAAGCGCUGGCAAAUUGGCGAGAUUGCUUCAAAGAUUGGGCAGCUUUACUACCACUACUACCUUCGCACAUCUGAAACCAGCUACCUGAAUGAAGCUUUCUCCUUCUACUCUGCUAUCCGGCAGAGGUCUUAUUACUCCCAAGUCAACAAAGAAGACAGGUCAGGCCAUGCCUCAGUCUUGCCUGAACUGGUGGUUAAGAAACUGCGUUAUUAUGCACGGUUCAUCGUCGUUUGCCUUUUACUCAACAAAAUGGAUGUUGUGAAGGAUCUUGUAAAGGAAUUGUCAGAUGAGAUUGAAGACUAUACUCACCGCUUCAAUACAGAGGAUCAGGUGGAGUGGAACUUGGUUCUCCAGGAGGUGGCAGCUUUCAUUGAGGCAGACCCGGUGAUGGUCCUGAAUGACGAUAACACUCUUGUGAUCCUCUCCAACCGUCUCUCUGAAACAGGAGCCCCUCUGCUGGAGCAGGGGAUGAUCGUGGGGCAGUUGACUCUGGCAGAUGCACUUAUUAUCGGGAAUUGCAACAAUCAGGUGAAAUUCAGUGAGUUGACAAUCGACAUGUUCCGGAUGCUGCAAGCUCUGGAGAGGGAGCCAAUGAAUUUAGCAUCACAAAUGAAUAAGCCUGGAUUGCAGGAGACAUCUGAAAAGCCAGCAAGGAGGGAGAAUCCCCACAAAUACUUGCUAUACAAGCCAACUUUCAGUCAGUUGUAUACCUUCCUAGCUGCAUCAUUUAAGGAACUUCCUGCAAAUAGCGUCUUGCUGAUCUACCUGUCAGCCACUGGCGUGUUCCCUUCAGGUCGUUCGGAUAGUGAAGGUCCCUAUGAUUUUGGGGGUGUCCUGACAAAUAGUAAUCGGGAUGUUAUAAAUGGGGAUGCCAUCCACAAGCGGAACCAGUCAUACAAAGAAAUGCACUGCCUUCAUCCAGGAGAUCUUUAUCCCUUCACCAGGAAGCCCAUGUUUAUCAUAGUGGACUCAUCUAACAGCGUUGCCUACAAGAAUUUCACAAACUUAUUUGGACAACCAUUGGUGUGCCUACUUUCGCCAACAACAUAUCCAAAAGCGUUGCAAGAUCAAUCCCAACGAGGUAGCCUCUUCACCUUCUUUCUGAACAACCCAUUAAUGGCAUUCCUAUUUGUCUCUGGAUUAUCAAGCAUGCGCAGAGGACUGUGGGACAAGUGUCAUGAUUACCUUCGAAAAAUCAAUCGGGAUAUUGCACAAUUGCUGACUCAUUCCCGUUCCAUAGAUCAGGCCUUUCUACAGUUUUUUGGAGAUGAAUUCCUUCGCUUACUUCUAACAAGAUUCGUCUUCUGCUCAGCCACCAUGAGGAUGCACAAAAUCUUCCGGCAGGAAACCAGAAAUUAUCCAGAAUCCUAUCCCCAACUGCCAAGGGACGAAACUGUGGAGAAUCCACACCUCCAAAAACACAUUUUGGAGUUGGCUUCCAUGCUGGAUGUUCGAAACGUGUUCCUGGAAACCACCCUUGAUGAUUAUUAAAAUGAAAACGUGUUCUGGUUUCUUUCUGCAGAGGGGUGUUCCCAGCCGCAGGUUUUUGAAAUGGUGCAGUUUUCUAAUGUGAAGAUCCAGAAAAGGAGUUUACUUGAUUUUUAUUUUUAAAUUUAUGAUUAUUUUUUAAAAAAAUAAAAUGGCUGUUGGCACAGCUAUUCCAUUCUGUAUGGGGUCAAUUUUAUAUACUAAACCCUUCUGCCUCUUUAAAAAAAAAUUAAGACUAAAGAUAUCCCCUGGUUUUAAAUUUUGAUUUCAAUGGUUGAAGCUAACCACAUGACAAAUUAUGCUAAGUAUUUAAAUACUAUCACUUUUAGCCCAUGUGUGUGGAAAUUCUUUAUUUUUGUACGAUUUUUUAAAAAAAAUUGGAAGCAAAAAAUUCCAAGAAGAGAAUGAUCUUCUGUCCCCAAAGAUUCUGGAUUUAAAAUGUGAACGGUGAGACUGCACCGUGCAAAGCAGCGAUAGCAAUAAACAAGUCUUUCAAGACAAUACACUUGAUCAACUCAAGAGGGAGCAUCACGUCUGAAGGGAUAUUGGAGUGAUCCCAGAAAAUGUAGUGUUCCCCACAAAUUCCAUGUUCUUAAAUAAAGCUAAGUCACUUGCUGGUUAAGAAUGCAGGACAUUCCCUCUGGGCCUGAAAUAACUGGUUCAGGGCAUAUUACCACGUCAAGGAAUGGGCCCCCAGCUCUUUAGUGGACUACCCUCUGUGCCUCUUGCAGAGCCAAGACCCUUCUGCCUCAGGAGGAUGGUUAGGAUCAGUCUGUUUGGAUUUUGAAUUGCUCAAGGAAGAACUGCCUUCCUCUGCCACACAAAUGAGUACCAUUCCCCAGCUUUGGCCAGAGUCAUGCCUAGGAAUGGAAAAUACCAGCCUUUCCCUGCACAAGGACACUUGGCAAGGAGCUGCUUUGAAUUUCCACUGCCACACUUUGACUGUGAGAGAAUCUUUCAUGGCAUUCCACUAGAUCCAAGAGAACUGUUCAUCCUUGUUUCAUGACUAAUGACACAAAAUGCAUGUUGUAGUGUGGCAAAAAAACAAAAAUCACUGCCUGGCCUCUGGUGACUCGAAAUAAAUCCUUGUUACAGUUAUGAGAGAGAGUCAGUUCUCCCUCCUCGUGAGAAGUGUGAAAUCUUCCUGCAAGAGUUUGGAUGAGAUAAGAGUGUGGGGCACAUGGUGACUUCACAAGUAGAACCUUUUCAGCGCUUAUUUUGGGCUACGGGAAUCUCAGAGCUAUUGAAGGGAGGGCAGUUGCUGUGGCACCGGAGCUGCUGAAAAGCCAAAUGGUGGCAGCCAGGAAAUCAACCCGAUGUUAGGAGUAGAAUAGGUCGCCUGGAAGUGGUUUUGGAAGGAGUAAGGAAAGGGAUGCCGAGGAAGGGUGCUGCUUUCAAGUUGUCCUCUGCACCCUGCUUUAAGAUGAGCUGAGAUUCAACCAGUUGCUUUAGAUGAGGAGGCCUGUCCUAAAAGCUACAGUAAAGCACAACCGUCUUGAUGGUAUCAAGGUUGUAUUAUGCAUGUUUUUCUUUUCAGUCUAUUGUCAGUUAACAAGCUCUUUGUACAGUGAAAAUACUGCUAUGGAGGAGGGUGUUCAUGCUUUGCCGGCCUAGAAUAUGAACAGUUUUAUGAUAAGAGAAACAAGGUGCAGAGAUGUACUGGCAACUGAUAGUGCAGAUCUCUUAAUUCCACGUUGCAGUUGCUCAGAUGGUCCUGGGUGGGUUGCUGUGAGGCUCCUGUGUUAUUUAAUACGUUGCUGUCAGUCUUGGAGUCCAGUUGGUCAUUAUCCAGUAUAUUCAGGUUUAACCAACAGAGUGAGCACACAAUUUAAGCACUGUUUUAACCUUAGCGGGUGCAUUUUGUAAUAUGAUUAUAGGAUUUCCCAAAAAUCCACAGGAAACGUGUGUCCCCCCCUCACAAAGCUGAGGUUGGAGGGGGGUUGCAUAAACAACGCUUAUAUCCAUUUGUUUCCCCCCCCCCCCCAUUGGGUGGUCUCUUUAAGCCACUGGGUGUUCCCUUUUCCCCCAUUGGAUGUUCUCAUUUUUGAACAGGCUGUCAUGCAAACCUUUCUCAACCACUGCCCAGGAUAAGAGGGAAUGGUCAGUGGUUUGGAAACAAGGGGGAUUGAGAUCCACUGCAGAGCUGGGAAAGGCAGUACUUAGAAGUGAUGACAAAAGGUGCCUUAGGUCGGGCAUAAAGUGCAAUGGGGAUGUAGGCAAUGGAAACAGUUUGCAGAGCUUUUACUAUCCUCAUAGCUUGGCUUGAGAAUGCCUUCACUUUCAAUUGGCACUUGAGAGUAGUUGGAUAGCAAAGUAGCUUGAAUGGGGCCAGGUUUGGUGACAAGCACUGGUGCAUUUUCUUCUGUGGUGCUUUGGUCUUGCGGUCCCCUCGUACCUGAAAUAUGACGGGGGCUUUUUGUUUCCUUUUUAAAAUUACAGUGCAGAUGGAGUGGUGUGGGUUAUAUGUACAGAACGGACUCCAUCUACCAGGUGGGGGGUGGGGGGAAGGGGUGCUGCCUAUAAAUCUGUAUAUUUGUAGAUAUUUAUAUAUAUAGCAUAGUCUGAGAACCGUAUGUAUACAAAAUAAAAGAUGUCCGCCCAGGUGCAGAGUAGAAUUCAUUCCAUUUUGAGGUGGGAUCAUCAAGGAUACUGUUGGUCAGAUGGAUUGCAUGGGUCUGUGUUUCAGAGAUGGCAUUUGGCCAUAGCAAGUUUAUUAAAGGAUCUCACUAUUCAGAUAUUGGGGAUUUGUGUGUUAAAUUUGGAGGCAAAUGUUUCAUUAAUUGAACUAAUUGUGACCUCAUGAUCACCAACCAGAUUAUAAGUCUGUGAUGAAGAAUCUUGUUUGCCUCCCUGUAACAUAUUGGUGCCAAUUCAGGCCCCUCUCCAUCACUGGUAAAUCUCUAUGUAGGCUUUAAACUCCACAUCAGUCCUAGGGAAAACUGCCUAGGAACACAGAACGCCUGUACUUAAUCUGCAGUUUGUUGCAGUUGAUGUUUUAGAAGAUUGCCUUAAGCUCUCAAUUUAAACAAGGAGAUUCCUCCGGCUGUCACUUAACGAACAUGCUAAGAAUCUACAGUUGGCUCUGGCCUUCUUGUUCCGUUUUGCCCUGUUAUAUUGGAAUAGCACGUGUGCAUGAUCUUGGAAAGAAGACUUCUGUUAGCAUGUCUGUUUUGUACCCUCUUCAUCAAAUAAUUGUCUGGACUUUAGGUCAUAAUGAAACCAAGUAUGCAGAUUGACAGAACAAGUGCAAAACACAAGCAUUUUCUUCGGUGUUGCGCUGGUGUUGUGGUCCCCUCGUACCUGAGAUAUGGUGGUGGCUUUUAGUAUAACAGACAAGUAAUCAUCUACCCCAUGAGUAUUCUUGUAAUGCUGUCUUGCUUUCUCUCUACUGCUAAUGCAACUGAGAAGUUUUUUCCUGUGUCAAAUCUUUCAUUAUUUGUAGCAAAUAGUCAUGUCUCCAAAAGAUGAAUGAGUUAAAAUGAAAUGGAAGUGUUGAGGGCAGAAAUUAUUUCUGGCCUCGUUAUGGACAAUCAAGAUAACAAAAGAUAUCCUCUACUAUAUCAGCUCCACAAAUGUGAUUUCUCAGAUCAUACCAGGUGUUGUUGUAAUUCUGCAAUUGUCAUUGUAGGAAUUGGCUAAUAAAUGUUAUCUGGUGGUGUGGGGGCUGUAGCUCAACAGUAGAUCAUCUGGUGCGCAUGCAGAUACUCCUAAAUUCAAUACACUGGUAUCUCCAGUCAAAAGGAUUAAGUAGUAGGUCAUGUGAAAGACCUCUGCCGGGGACGCUGUAGAGCAACUGCCAGUCAAAAUGGCUCACAGGAAGAGUUUCAUGCUCAUGUUUAAUUGUUUAUUACCAAGGAGUGAGAUUGGCUGUAAGGGAAUUAACCAAUCUUUUAAUCUAGUUUUCAAUUGCAUUUUGGCAAUCUCUGCUUUAAUUUUUUUUUUCAUGCUAGGGGCAUAUGAAGCACCUUAUCGAAUGAACUGCCCUUUGUGUCCAAAUGUCUCCCUUUUAGGAACAUAAUAUAUUCUGUUGAACUGUAAAACAGACUUCAGCUUAAGCUCAUGAAUACACUUUCCAUCUUGUGCAUAUUGCUGAAGGUAGAUCAAUGGAGCAGUUGACUUUCUUUUAUGACCUAUGCCUGUAGUGCCAAUGGGUCACAUGUUGUUCUGUGUAAAAUUGGUUGCAGCCAACAAAAUCCAGAAAGAAAACAUAGAGGGGGCCAGGGGGGAAAGGCCAUGGCUUGAUCCAUUAGAGUACAUGCCUUGCAUACAGAAUAUUCCAGGUUCAAUGCUUGGCAUCUCAAGUUAUAAGGAGCUUCAAUGAUUAGAAGUGCACUCCUGUGUACUCUGCUGUUUGCUGUAUGUACAAAUACACUAGAAAAACAAAGAAUGUUCAAGCAAACUGCCUUUCAUUUAAGCCUCCAGUAACUCCAUGUUUUAAGAGGACUGUGCUCUUAUCAACAAAUUAUUAACAGGUGGUGCAUCAUUUUUGCAUAUUGGUAGAUGUUGACUUUUUGCAAUCUGACGAAAGGAGCUUUGACUCUCGAAACCCCCAAAACCUUGUUGCACUCCAAAAACCCCAAUUAUGCCCCCAAAACCUUGUUGCACUCCAAGAUGCUAUUGGACUCUACCUUUUUGCUAUGUAGACUUAUACCAGAACCUUACAUCGCAGACCCCUUCCCCAAUUAUUGGCAAGCUUUGAUAUAGGAAAAUAGAUUUAGCAGUAGAUGAUGUCACUGUGUAUUUGGCGGGUUUAAGUCCCUACAAAUGGAAACAUUGCUGCCUUCUUGCUUGAGCCAUUUUCAGAGGUUGUAGAGUUUCUCAGACAUCAAUAUUGUUUUGUUGUUGCAUUAAAAGUGACUAAUUAACAAAAUAUUAACGCCUUAUAAUCCCUAAAACUAUAACUAGGUUCUCAUUGUAUUCAACUGAUGUUCCCAAGUAGAAUUUUGUCUUGCUGGAUUACUCAGCAGUGAUCAAACCGUUUUUUUGAUGUUAAAUAAAUGGCUGUAUUCAAUGUCAAAAGGUUAUUAAGAAAGUUCCUAAAAUUCUGGUAGGCCCAAAAAUUAUUUCAGUAUUCAUUAACCCUGUGAAAAUGUUUCUCUUGAAACAUGUCUCUGAUUCAAAUCAAUGAAACUGCCUAAAGUCCAAGGGAGAAUGAUCAGGGACUGUGUAAGAAUUCUUGCUAUUUUGGAUUUUGACUAAUAUACCAUUCAGUCAGCUUCAGAAUCCUGUCUAAAUUUUUGCAGGCGUCUCUGAAGCUUGCCCUUUCUGAAUUAUUUCUUAGCCUUUGUUUAAAAAUCUGGGGGGGGGGGGUGUUGCACUUCAAUCCAUUUAUAACAAUAUUCUACGCAGUAAUUAGAUUAGUGUUUUAUGAAGACACCAUCUGAUACAUGCAUUUUUCUGUGAGAGUUCACAGUUGCUGUAGUUCAUGACCAUCUGAAGACCUCUGUAGAAAAACAUUACUGAAAUCUGCGCAAUCCAAGCAUGUUUGGGGGGUGAGGGUGGCGUUGUGCCUUGAUGGUAGAAUAUCUGCUUUGCAUUCAGAAGGUUCCAGGUUCAGUUUCCGACAUCUCCAGUUAAAGGGUGGAAGGUGAUAUGAAAGACAAUUGCCUGUGUUUCUGGAGAGACCCUGCCAGUCUGAGUAAACGCUACUGAUUUUGAUGGACUGGCUGAUCCAGUAUAAGCCAGCUUCCUCUUGGGCACCACACUAGCAAAUGAUUGCUGUCUUUGCGAUUGCCAGAUGUCACAGGGUGGUAGGCCAACUUGAAGCAUUGACAUUUAAUAGGUUUUAUUUGGUCUUCAUCUGUCACUGGAUAUUGGAAACUAGGAUGCCGAAAGUCUUACAAGACUUAAGGUAGAAAUUACUUUUCACCUGCCUUGUAUCUUGACAUUUCUGGUGCUCUUGAAUAGUGAUCUAAAAAUCUCCCAGAUGGCUUCUGCGAGAAACCUUUAGCUGAGUUCCUGUCACCUUUCUGCUCUGUUAAACUGGCUGCCAUUAAUAUGGACAUUUUGAUGUACUCUUGUGUUAGCCGUGCUUGAAGUGGCUAUUUGGUCUAAGUGGGUCUUUUCCUGUGUUACGUUCUUACAAGGUUAACCAAACCAACCCUUAAAAUGGGAGUUUCAGAAAUCCAGUUUGAUCUGGAGUCAUGUCUAGAUUCUGUUUUAGAAUCUGUUUUGUAUUUGCCACGCUAAAGUCUCAAGCACACUUGGAAAGUCCAAUGAAACAGUUGGGCAGCUUGCUUCAGUUAAAGGUUGUUGGUGCUCAUAUUGCAAGUUUCUUCAGGCUUUUAGUAAUUCACUGGAGCCAUGCUAACCUAGGCAGCAGAGCCAAGCCAUAGACUACAUUUCUUAUAUGUAAUUUAUUCUAUGGCUUUUAAGCUGUAAAGCACAACAAAUAACUUUUUUGUCCUGUUGGGUAGGUCAGUGAAAGGAUUAGGAAGGAAUUGGGGCUAGGGAAUUGUCUGGGAAGCAGAUAACAUGCAUACCUUUCUCUAGGAAGUGAAGACUCAGAAUGGAUUAUUUAGGAUUUACCCCCUUUUUUUGGUAUCAAUUGUAAAUUGACAGGAUAAAAUCCCAGGAACUAGUUGCUCAUUCAGAAAUACUUUCCUUGGAGAACUGGGAAGGACAGGGACAGGUAUGUAUCUACUUGAUAAUGCAUGAUAAAAUUGAAGGAACUAAUCUUGAUCAAGUUCUGAAGUUGCCCGUCAGAUUCUAGCUUACCUUUAACCGGUGGCUUUGAGUUUUGACAUCCCUAGGGCCUGAUUAGCAAUUCUGUUGUGGACCUUUAAACCUGUACUUUCUGGUGCCAUUUUGCAUGUUUAUUUGUAUUUUGUUUGCUUAUAUAGAGCUUGCAAUGUUCUAGCUCUGCAGAUGCUUUGUUUGGGUAUAUAAAAGUAGUGUAUUCUUGACUAUAGUGAUUCUCUUAGUCCUUUUGGUCAUAUGAGCAUGUUAAGAUAAUGACGAAGAAAAUAUAAAUUCAGUAGCUUCAAAUAGAAUUGAUUUCUGCUGCACAAUUAAAAUGAAUUCAAAUCUGUAAACAUUUUAUCAGACUGCAAGCAGCUGUCAGGAAGAGCUAUGAGUGCACCAGAAUAUAUUUUAGUCUCUGUAAUGCUGUGUUAGGAUUGGGUUCCCACUGAAAUUCUAACCAACUCAUUAAAAAGUAAAGUCAAUCCCAUUGUCUGCACCUAGAACGGCACAACGUUGACAAACGUGUGUGAUUUUUAAACAAUAAGCUUGUAUUAGAAAGUAAGAUGACUUUUUAAAAUCUUAUUUGAAAAUUGUAUUAACUUGCCUCGUUAGUAGUAAAAAGAAUUUUAAUCUGUGGCAAAUGCUUGUCUGUAAUUGAAAUGUUGUUGAACUGUGAUGCCAGUUGUAGGGAAUAUACAGCUGUAUCUUAGGAUCUCUUUGAUGAAGAGAUUGAAGCACAAGUGUUUUUACAUGUACCAAACCUGUUCUAAAUGCUGCUAGUCCAUAGUGCAUGUGAUAAUGCUGUAGGGUAACAAACCUCUGUAAUGGUUCACAAAGCCACUGUUACCUUUGUUACAUAACCACGUCUUGGUGCCAGUUUAUCUACAUUAUGACUUGAGAUUUUUACAACAAUUCCUGAUCUGACCAGUAUGAUGUGAUGCGUCUCUUAUGCUGAGAAGACCAGGGACCAUUCUUGUUUACAAGGUUGUAAAUUAUACUUUUUUUUUUCCUUGCCAAGAGUUCUUGCUUAUACACCAUAGUCCUCAGUUGAUGUGGAAACCUGAUGUCUGUCUCUGGUAAUACUGUCUCUAAUGCAUCUGAAUUACCGAAGCCAUAAACUCAACCAUGAAUGUUACCUUUUUCACUCCAUCAGUUCUCCCAGUUUGUUGGCCAAUAUUGAUUCAUGCUGUGUUUCGUGCAGAUGUAUUCCCAAGGAUUCAGUGAAAAGCUAUCUCAGCAAGGUAAUAACAGUAGGGCCUGUGGCAACCUUUUUGUAAAUCCAAAGCUUCUGCCACUACUCUACUACAUUUAUUGCUAUUUGGAAAACUUAUUCCAUUAAAUAAAUUUCAAAGCUAACACUGUGACUCUCUACAGAGCUGAUAUAGCGUCAAGGGAACAAAAUACUGUAAAAAUAAUGAUUUGUGUUGUACUGAGUAACAAGGAUGACAUUUCUGGGGUUUUGCUGUCAGUGUACUGAAGACUUUCAUGUUGGUUAAUGUUUGCUUGGAAUGUGAGUACAUCCAUCAGUUGUGAAUUACUGUACAUUAAUUUUGUACGAGACCCACUCAAAUUCUAUGUAUUACCAGUAUACAAUAAACAUAUUUGCUUAA
This is a messenger RNA of Sphaerodactylus townsendi, 10311 nucleotides long. RefSeq names its product suppressor of cancer cell invasion (gene SCAI). Lineage: Eukaryota; Metazoa; Chordata; Lepidosauria; Squamata; Sphaerodactylidae. The record is from RefSeq and is a predicted model, not a curated record. Gene Ontology annotation, biological process: DNA-templated transcription. The coding region runs from base 299 to 2020 and encodes 573 amino acids. Gene Ontology annotation, molecular function: transcription corepressor activity. Gene Ontology annotation, cellular component: nucleus. The transcript has 19 exons.